Molecule: messenger RNA, 915 nt
Organism: Linum trigynum
Lineage: Eukaryota; Viridiplantae; Streptophyta; Magnoliopsida; Malpighiales; Linaceae
Source: the annotation of a GenBank genome assembly
CCCAACAUAAUAACUCAAUCGAUGGAUCCCUAGAAAUAGGUUUCUAUCAUCUGAUAUCAUAGCCAGAAUGAGCUCAUCGAAGUUCUUCGAUCCAGAAUGGGUCCGUCUUAGCCAGAUGUUGCAGCAGUCUCUUGACCGCUACGAACGGGAAGAGCGGGAGAGGGCGAAGGGUGCAGCGACGGAUGGCAGGGCAGCGGUCCCGGCCGCGGGCGAAGAGGAGCAGCGGCGACGAGCUGGGCCGACCGUGGAAACCGCGGCGCAAGCUCGAACGGUUGGUGCUGACGUAGCGAGCAUCUUCCUCAACUCAGUGGCAGGUCAGGAGGUUCCGAAGACGCUACGAUUCCUCGCAAACAUCGACGGGCGCUCCGCCAUGACAUUGGUGGACAACUGUGCUUCGCUAAACUUCAUUGGCGCGAAGUUCGCGAAAACGCUAGUGCAGGAGGCGUGUGAGGUGGAGGCGAAGGAGGUCGAAAGCCUCCUUAACCCCCUCGGCGGAUCAAGCCACCCAUCAUCACCGUUGAAGCAUCAUCUCCACCACCCGCGGCAGAAAUUUCUGCCGUAUUUCUCCCAGCUGCAGUUGAAGAAGCAGAUUAGGCGGCCACAACCACACCAUCAUCUGCGAGGGUCAUGACAAUGACGCCUGCAAUGACAAGCACCAUCAACACCGUCGCAACACUGGAGUCGCGGGAACCGAAGCUGGUUCUGGCUUUUAUCCUUGGAGAAGAAGCUUCGGUAGCUGCUACCCCCAUCGCGUCACCACAGGCGCGAGAGAAGGAGCCAGAGAGGAAGAUGAAGCAGACGACGCGUUGUCGGGUACUAUCCAGAGGGACGCAAGGAGCGUCACUAAUCACGAUCGACGAUCGCGUUCGCAGAAUCGUCGAUCGAGCAGUAGAGCCGGUGUGGAGCGUUCCUAAA